Messenger RNA from Varanus komodoensis (Komodo dragon), 6864 nucleotides. It is a transcript of the gene RRAS2, whose product is annotated as RAS related 2. The coding region runs from base 312 to 923 and encodes 203 amino acids. The record is from RefSeq and is a predicted model, not a curated record. The transcript has 6 exons. Gene Ontology annotation, molecular function: GTPase activity; GTP binding; GDP binding. Lineage: Eukaryota; Metazoa; Chordata; Lepidosauria; Squamata; Varanidae. Gene Ontology annotation, biological process: signal transduction. Gene Ontology annotation, cellular component: plasma membrane.
AGCCGAAGUAGGACCACUGGUGCUUUCACUCUGCUAGCAGGCGCCGUCGCUGCGCAGGCAAGGACGAGCGGCAGCAGCCUCCCGGUCGCGGACUGCGUGGCCGGCGCCUCCCUUCGCCCGUGUCCGCUCGCCGCGCAGCAGCGGCCGGCCUGCGGCGGACGGGGGCAGUCGCAGUCGCCUCAGCGGCGAGGCGGCGGCAACCCCCCGAGCCGGGCAGGGAGCCGCGGAGCCAGCCAGCAGCAGAGCCGCGGUGCGCCUCGCCUCGCCUCGCCUCGCCUCGCCUGGCCUGGCCUGGCCUGGGCUCCUCCUCGAUGGCCUCGGGCUGCAGGGACGGCCCAGGGCAGGAAAAGUACCGGCUGGUGGUGGUAGGCGGCGGCGGAGUGGGCAAGUCUGCGCUCACCAUCCAGUUCAUCCAGUCCUACUUUGUUACAGAUUAUGAUCCAACAAUUGAAGAUUCUUAUACAAAACAAUGUGUGAUUGAUGAAAGAGCAGCCAGACUGGAUAUUCUAGAUACAGCAGGUCAAGAAGAAUUUGGAGCUAUGCGGGAGCAGUACAUGAGGACAGGAGAAGGCUUUCUGCUCGUCUUCUCAGUCACAGAUAGAGGAAGCUUUGAAGAGAUCUAUAAGUUUCAAAGGCAAAUUCUUAGAGUAAAAGAUCGUGAUGAAUUUCCUAUGAUUCUAGUUGGUAAUAAAGCAGACUUGGACCAUCAAAGACAGGUAACACAAGAGGAAGGUCAGCAACUAGCAAGGCAGCUGAAGGUAACUUAUAUGGAAGCAUCAGCAAAAAUACGACUGAAUGUAGACCAAGCUUUUCAUGAACUUGUCAGAGUUAUAAGGAAGUUUCAAGAACAAGAAUGCCCACCUUCUCCAGAGCCAACAAGGAAGGAAAAGGACAAGAAAGGGUGUCACUGUAUCAUCGUCUAAGAAUCCUUGGAUCCAAGCUAUCAACUGCCAGAUUAAUUCUAUUCACCUACCUUUCUAUGUGUCUCAGUGUUUUGUCUAGCCUUAUAUGUGCGUGUUGUAUAAAUGGUCACCAAAGUAGCCUUAGGCUAAGAGAACCAGACUGACCCAGUCCUAGAAGACAUCUUAGUCCUCUUGGGGCAGAUGUCAAUACACUGAGGCUUCUUUUAAUAUUCCCAGUUUCCUUCUUCUGUUUCAUAAAGAAGCUUGCACCUUGUGGAGUUUUAUUCACAAUAGAGACAAAACAAUCCUAGACAAGGUAUUGAAGUCAAGCUUUAAAGUUGCUGUAUGGGUGUUCUGCCUCUCCCCACACACCACACACACUUGUGACGUCUUUGUUAAUCACACUCAAGAGGGAGUCCUCUAAUCACAAUGUAGAGUAUUUUUUUAAAAAAGUGGAUUUGGAGGUUUUACCCUUUGAUUAAUUUAGACUUCAGAAUUCAGCUUGCCUUACAGGAAGCCAAUACACUGAAUUUCAUUGUGAGUAGUUUUGUGUCUCAGCUCUCCUUUAUGCUGCAGCUUUUUUCAGUGGUCAGCAGUCUACUGUAUUUAUUUAAUGGCUCCAGUAAUAGCUACAGGAUUAUUACUAUUAGACUAAGUGGCCAAAUAUCUGGGCUCAUUUUUGGACUUGAGCAUUUCAGUUUUAGAAGAUUUUACAUCAUGGUUUGGAAUAAUAAACAGUGUCUUCCUUUUUUUAUCUCCAGGUAAGGGAUUCAAGAAAACUAAACCUGUAGCUUAUUUUGUUUUUCGUGUAAUAUAAAAAGAUGAAUUUGCUCUUUUCAUUGUCAGAUGAUUAAAUGUUUUUUGCUAUAUACUUUUAUACAUUAUUUUCUUAUCAAACUAGUUAACAAGUAUUUUUAUAUGUUUGUAAGCAAAUAUGCUUUCAUGGCAUAACUUGUGUAUAUGUAAAAAUGAGUAUUUAAUUCUCACAGUACACUUUUAACUGACAAAAUUAAUGCAGGAGUUGCAGAACUGUGGUAGAACUUUUCCGUUCCAGCUGCAUCCAGCAGUGGCCAUUCAUGUGCCUGCCCAAUGCAUCUGAUCAGUGUCACGGUUUCCCAGAUCCCUUUACAAAUGACUGGCCAUUAUGUGACAAUUAAAUUGUACAAGCCUUUCACUGAAUGUUCACUUUAGUUGUGGAUUAUGUCAGACUUUCAGUUAUGCAAACUGUGGCUAAACUAUUCAGGACUAUUCUGUGACAUUAAAUAAUGAGUGGUAUUGACAGUUUGUCAUCUUCCUGAAAGUGUAAAGCUGUUCUAUGCAGUUUGGUUAUUAAACAUACCCUUGCAUAAGUUCAAGUCCUAGAAUUAAAGGUGUUGCUUCAUGGAUCCAUGAUGGGGAGGGGAGGAGACGAGACCAGCAGCACAAAUGCCAGUAUUGCAGCCUUCUCCAGCCGGGUGCUUGAGAUCUCUUGGACUGCAUCUCCCAUAUUCCCCAGCCAACAUAGCCAGUUACAGGAGAUGCUGCCACCAUUGUUGAAGUGCUCCGGCUGAGGCAAGUGGCAAUAUAAGCAGCUGAUACUCUUGAAAAUCUUGCUGAUCAAAAAGUAAUAAGCUUCUUCAAUGCAAAACAAUAUAACAUGGUUUGGAAUUUAAAUUAUGAAGUUAGCAGAUACUCAGUGACUCUUACAGUGUAACUUGAACAUAAGCUCCCACAUGUCCCUAGCACAGAUAGAGGCUGUGGAUCAUGGGUCUCCCUCAACUCAGUUGCAGGUGCUGAACUUACAUGGCCAUGUCCGGAAAAUUGCACCAAUCCAUUAUUUGAGAAAAGAGAGUAGGAGACUAGGCUUCAUUCCUCUUGCUCCUGCUUGUGUGCUAGCUGAUUGGAAUGCCAGCAUUUGCAGGUUACGAUUUGAGACUUUUCCCUAUUGCAAAACUCAUAAUCUCAUUACGGUCUUGAUAGAAUUUGCUUGCAACAGCAUUGUAUGAAUUGGUGUGUUACAUUUAUGAACGAUUAAUUGCAAGGCAAGAGACUUGUGAUUCGGACUGCAGUCCUCCUCCAUGUGCAGACUUAACAAAACAUGUCUCAACUGUACACAACCACCACCCUGAUUGAAGCACAGAUAACUUGUUCAGUCCCUUUUUAAAAGGGCAACUUUUUUUUUUUUUAACAGAAUCAAUCUUUAUUUCAGAGACACACCUUGUUCCUGAGUGCCAUCAGAUCUGUACUUUUCAUUCAGCUUAUGGGAUGUGGAGUAUUUUUCAUAGGAACUAUUGAAAGUUCCUUUGAAACUCGAGGCAGGAAAGAUGAAUGGAUUGUGAUAGGAAAAUGACCAGGCAGAGGUUUUAGGGGUGAAUCUGUUUAGCUCCUUCCCCUUCUUAGCAUGGUGUGAGAUGCUGUUCCUUUCCACUGGUGGUAGCAGACAUGGCUGCUGUGUAGGUUGCUCACUGAGGAAGAGAGACAGAUGUCUGACAGUUCUGCUUCCAGUGCUGCUUCAGCUGGCCAGAAAGAGCAACUGGAAUCCCAGUUGUGCUUUUCCUCAGCAACCACAGGAACUGGCUUCGGCUCCGCUCAGUCGCUGCUUCUGGGGUGGGAGGGAGGGACAGCCAGUAUCCCAGCUGCUAGUGCCAGGCAACUGCAGCAGUACAGUAAGUCAGCUGGAAUGGCCUGCCUCCUGCACGUAGCCCGAGACAGUCAAUUACAAGCUCCCCCACAAAGUAAAUAACAAAAUGUGAAGGGCAAAUGGCCUUGUUUUCCCUAUGUGUGCGCCCAAGGGGGAAUUGUUAAGAUAGAAAGCAUUCUACAGAAGUGCAGCUAUUUCCUCUACACCUGUCUUGUUUUCCAGAUUUGGCACUGGGCCAGAGUUCACAUCUUUCAUUGCAGCACCAGUUGCUGCCCACUGUUUGGUUCUUAGUGCAGGCCAAAGUUGUUGGAUACUUUUUUGGUAUGCAAGGUACCCGAAGGCUCUGAAGCAGCAUGCUGGCUGUCUAUUCAACAACCUUGAAAGCAGUUAUUGGGGAAAGAAUAGCAGUCAGAACAGGCACCGAGAGUCGGAAGUUUGUUCAGCUGCCUAAUUUCUUCCCAGUUUGCUAAGGAAGAAGUUGCCCAGCUGAAAACAACAAAGUGUUUCCCUGCUAGCUUCUGUCAGUUUUCGUCCCGCUUGCACUUGCUUCUAGGAAUAACGCUGGAUCCAGGCAUGCUACAUCUAUCACUUUCUUCCCACGACAGCCUUUCGAAGCCUGCAAGCAGGACAUAAGCAUGUCCCAUGUGUGUUUCCCAGCUGUGGUCUAUAGAAGCAUACUGCAGAGUAGACACAGAGGCAGUGUGCUUCGCAAUUGGUAGCCACGGACAGCCCUUUCCUUCCUGAAUGAGUCUAAUCCUCUUGAAUCCGUCCAAGCUGGUGGCCCUCACUAUAUUCAGCGGUUCAACUGGCAUUAAUGCUAUCCCUUUUGCAUGCCAGCUGUUCCAAGUUCAUCGGUAUGAGCACGAUGUGGUCUUCUCCUUUAAAAGAAAAAGAGCCACAGCUAUUCUUUGUAGCUUGGGGUUGACCACACAUGUACAAAUUAGGCCUCUCUCCUCAUUCUGGAGCUGCAAGGAAGGUCAAGAUCAUUUGCUCUACUGACACACCACUUACAUCAAAGUUUUUAAACCCAAUAGAAACUUUUCAGUGGAAUUCUAAAUCUAAGGUGAAUUUACUUGUUAAAAGUUAGGCAGCUACUGUCACUCUGUGUCCUGUACCAAGUAAUUUCUAAUGUGCACUUCUGCCAUUAUAUAAGAGUCACCAGUAUUUUGUGGGAAUCCAAGCUGCUGGUGGUGGGGAUUUCUCUGCAUUUCCUACCAAAGUACACAAGGAUGAAUAUUUGUAUGUUGCUUUGAGAUUACCGUGCUCAGCAGUCCAACUGUUCAAAGAAAAAUACUGAGCAAAGAACUUCAGACAAACUGCACACGAUAAGUCUGGUUGCAAUGGUUUGGAGACUCGCCUUGCAUACUAUAGAAUCGUUGUAAUCCAUUCAACAACAAGAACAACAAAGCAAUUUAGAAACUUUCUUCGAAUGGACAAGCACACUAACAAAUCCCAAAAGAAAGUUUGUUCAUGAUCCACUUUCUCCCCUGUACUUAUGUUAUCCCAGGACUUUAUGCUGGGCCAACAUGCUUGUCUAUAUGCUUUACUGGCUAACAAUCAUGCUCUACAUGAACAGACUUGGGCAAAGAAAAUGCCUUCUAUUUCUAUUGGUGAUGAGGAAACAAGGUCACUUUGAAGUGGGAUGGUUUAUCAUUUGCAUGUAGCAUCAUCCAGGUCUAAUUUGAAUGAUGGAGAGCGCAGUCCUCUGCGUGUUUAGACAGAGAAAGUCCCACAAGUCUAACCAUGCCUGGCUGGAAAAUGAUGUGAGUGGUAGGGCUUUUUUCUGUCUAAACAUUAUAGGAUUGCACCCUUAAGAGCUCUAUCCCAAUUUAUCUGAAGUCCUAUCCCAGCUGUUUGUUUAGGCCAUUUGCAAGCCAACAGCCACGUCCUGCAUAUUUGUAUGCUGCUGUUCAAAGCCAUGGAAACCCAUUACAGAGAAGUAGAGAUGCUUUAUGCACAUGUUCCCCCUACCAGGCCUUUUCAAGGCUGUGUACACCCACUCUGUCACCCUGAUCUCUCUCCUUAGCUUAGCAGCAAUGUAGGCUGCCCCAGCUGUGAUGGGGAAAAACUGGGACAGUUUAUUAGAUAAGAACUAAAAAGGAGAAAAAAAAUGUUUCGGUAGACCCACUUCUUGCCUGGAGAGCUGUUGAUGCCUGAGAGUCUUUCAGUAAAAAUUCUAAAGUGGCACCUCUUUCCAUUGCUGCAAAUGGGGUCUCUCAAUUCCUUUCAUUUUUUCUUUACACCAGUUGUUGAACAGGUGCUACCCUUUAGGGAUUAUUGUGUACAAAGAUUAAUCCUUAUAUCUGUUCCGAGAUUAACAAAUGGCCUGAUGUAUAUUUCCUUUGUUUCUGGAGAAGCGUUUCCCCCUGUCCCUUAAGAUGAGCUACUUCUAAAAUGGAACUGGCCUAUCUGACAAAUUAGUUAGCUUAUUAAGGGGCAGGGGACAUGAUGCAGCCUGUGCAGCGGCAGUUUAGAUGGAAGGUUGCAAUCAAAAGCUGCAUUAGGCUAUUUUUUAUUUAAAAAGGAUCUCCUACAUGAUCUAGUUGCUUCCAUAAUUAUCAAAUGUGUCUAACUCUGUUUACAAGAAGUUUCUGAGCCCCAAAAGUAUGUGUAUGUCAGCCUUUCUCAACGUAGCACUCUCGGGAUGCUCUGGACUACAGCUCCCAGAAUUCACAGCCAACAUGGGAAAGUCCAGCAUAUCUUGAGGAUGCCAUGCUGGGGAAAUCUGAUGUUGAAGAACAAAAGGCAAGUUAUGGAUCUUUCUUUGGAGAUAUUUUAUAGAAGACCCUGUAGACAAACGAGCAGCAUUCAGAAUGGACAGGUAUGUCACUUGGUACCUUGCUAGUGUCCUCAAAACAUGCAGCCUGGACCUGAUGAAUAAGUAACACUUCCUGGUACUGGUGUGGUGUGAAGGUAGGAGACCUUUUCAAUAAAGAUUUAUGAAACUCCUUAGGAGCUGGGGAAGACGAGGAGGGGGAAAGGAAAGGUAUUCUUAAUAAAAUGCCCUUAUCCUCUACUGUCUUCUGCAUUCUCCUCCCUUGCCACUCCUCCAGACCUUGCCUCCUGUGAAAGCUUUGAAACCACAAAUCCAACUCCCCUCAUUGAAACUGAGGUACAAUACAAGCAACUACAUCCAUGCAUAUUCCUGUUACUUUUGCCUCAUUCUUCCUCCUGUUAAAAUGUAGAUUGUAGCCUCCUUGAGGCAGGGACUUGUCUUUUUGCUGAUUGUACUGUACAGCAUCUUGUCCAUGAUGAUGCUGUAUAAAAACAAUAAACUUAAGAUCACUGGCUUGCCCGAUUUUACAAAAAUGCUGGUACAUAAAAUCCUCUUUCUCAUCCCCA